CUUUCUUUUUAUAAAUUUCAAAAACUUGGAUUUUGCUUUUCUACAUACACUGUUUUUUUUGCAAAUUUUAUUUUAAAAUCAAAAAAAAAAUGGCUGAAAUGGAUGGAACUGAAAUUGUUAAUGAAAAUAUACAAUUGAAUGGUGGUAGUAGUGGUGAUUCAACAUCAACAUCAACGCCAAAUGAACAUACAAUAAAUGGCCUUAAUGAUGAUGUUAUUGAUUCAUCAUGUUCUACAUCAGAUAAUAUGAUGGAUGCAAACAUGUCAACAACCACAUCAAGCAGUAAAAAACAAUCGGCGCCAAAUUAUGAUGACAUAUUUCCCGCUUUGCCAAUGGGAGGUGGUCCACCAGCUGGACAAUUUCCUAUAACAUCUUCAUCACCAAUGAUGAUGCAUCCAUCCAAUUCCGCUGUAAAUCACUGCCAGUAUCAAGGAAGACCGAAAAUACGAUCAACUACUGCUAAUCGUGUUUAUCAUGUUUUACCUGAAGAGCUUCGUUAUCGUGAUUCGAGUCGUCGUCAUGAAGAACUAUCAAGAAUUUGUGCCGAUAUUAUGAAUAAAACACGAACAGAAAUUCAAAUCACCCAUUCAAAAGAUGGUACACUUACGUUUUUGUUAUCGGGCAAACAAGAAGCUAUCGAUAUGGCACAACGAAUGUUGGCUAGUGAAUUUAUGGCACAAACAAUUCAUAAUCUACCAAUACCGAAAGAACAUCAUCGAUUGAUAUUUGGAAAAGCAGGCAAAAAAUUGAUGGAUUUAGAACAGGCUACGCAAACAAAAAUUCAGAUACCUAAACAAGAUGAAAAAUCCGAUGUGAUUCGGAUAACUGGUACCCGUGAAGCAAUCGAUAAAGCUGUGCAUGAAAUAAAAUCCAUUUCAAAUGAUGCAUACUCUCGUUCAAUCGAACGUAUUAAUGUGCCUAAAAUUUAUCAACCAUUUAUUUAUGGUCCAUUUGGACGAAUAGUUGAACAAAUUCAGAAAGAAACGGGUGCCAAGGUCAACAUACCUCCACCAUCAACGGACAAAGAUGAAAUUACCAUAACCGGUGAACGAAACAAUGUUCUUGCUGCAUUGGAACGAGUCAAGACGAUUUAUGAGGAAAAACUGCGUCGUUGUCAAACGGUAUCGAUUGAGGUGAAAAAAUCGCAACAUAAAUAUAUUGUUGGUCCGAAAAGAAAUACAUUGAAUGAAAUCUUUGAACAAACCGGUGUUUCCGUUGAAAUGCCUCCAUUAGAUUCACCAGUCGAAAUUAUUGUUCUUCGUGGUGAACCUGAAAAAUUAGCCAAUGCAUUGGCUGUACUUUACCAGAAAGCCCAUUCAGAAACGGAAGAAGAAAUAAUUGUACCGGGUUGGAUUCAUCGACACAUUCUUGGACCGAAAGGAGCUAAAUUUCAAGAGCUAUCAUUGGAAUUUCCAAAAGUUUAUGUUAGUUUUGAAACAGAAGAAAAUCGUAUCAAAUUGAAUGGCCCUAUUGCUGACGUACAAAAAGCAGCUCAACUUUUACAGCAACGUGCAAAAGAAAUUGAAUCUCAGUAUGCUGUAGCCGAAAUCAAAGUUUCCGAUCCGAAUCAUAUCAAAUUUAUUGUCGGUAAAAAUGGUGCAACACUUCGACAGAUUCGCGAAGAAACAAAAGCAACUAUACAAGUUAUAGGCAAUGAUUCAUCUUCGAAUGAAAAUUCAAAAAAUUCAAAUAAUAAAAGUGCAAAUACCGGCAAUCAAUUUGUUCGUAUCGAAGGUUCAAUAGAAUCGGUUGCAAAAGCUAAACAUGAAUUGGAAACUUUGCUACGAAAAUUAGAAAAUGAAGUUACCUAUGAAUUGGUUAUUGAACGACGAUUCUAUGGACAAAUUAUUGGUUCGAAAGGUGAAAAAAUUCGAGAUAUUCGAGCAAAAUUCAAUCAGGUUACUAUCAAUUUUCCCGAACAAAAUGGCCACAGUGAAAAAGUUAUAAUUCGUGGUGCCAAACAAGAUGCUGAACCAUGUUAUAAAUAUUUAUCCAAAUUGAAUCAAGAACUUCUUAUUAAUAAUUAUCGUCUUGAAGUGCCUAUUCUCAAACAAUCCUUACAAUUUCAAGGAAAAGAUUCAAUCAAAAAGAUUCGUGAAGAUCUUGGCGUUCGAAUGGAUGUGCAAAAUGAUGGCGACUUGAUUGUGAUCACUGGGCCUAAAGAUAAAGUGGAAAAAGCUCAUGAACGAAUUCAAGCCCUUCAGAAUAGCCUUUCAGAUAUGAGUCAAGCAGACAUUAUAAUUCCAAGUAAAAUCCAUAAUCAUAUUCUUGGAUCCAAAGGCCGUAAUAUUCGAAACAUAAUGAAUGAAUGUGGAGAUGUUAUCAUAACAUUCCCAUCGGAAAACUCUAGUUCGGAUCGUGUUACGAUUCGUGGUUCAAAAGAUGCCGUACAAAAAGCGAAACAAUUAUUAAUCGAUAUGUCAAAUGAUUUCCAAACAAACAAUUAUAAGGAAGAGUUAAAAGUUCGUGUUGAACAUCAUCGUUAUUUGAUUGGCAAAAAUGGCUCUAAUAUCAAUAAAAUUCGUGAACAAACUCAUGUACGAUUACAAUUUUCUUCCGAUACUAAUAACAAUAGUAACAGUCCAAUAAAUGAUUCUGAUCGUGUGGUGAUCAUCGGAAAGAAAGAAGAUGUUCUCAAAGCGCGAGCCAUGCUUGAAGCUAAAAUCAAAGAAUUGGAAAAAAUAGCCGAGCUUGAAAUGCAUGUUGAUCCAAAAUAUCAUCAUCUAUUUUUGUCCAGGCGAGCAGCUCUUUGCAAACAACUUUACGAUGAAUUUGGUGGUGUUGAUGUUAGUUGUCCAUCACAAUCGGACAAGAGCAAUGAUUGUAUCACUUUGAAAGGCCCGAAAGAAUGUCUGGAAGCUGUUCGACAACGAAUUUUGGAAAUCAUUUCCGAUUUUGAUGCUCAAGAAACGAUUGAAGUAGAAAUUGAUGCCCAACAUCAUCGACAUAUACGACAUCGAAUCCAUUCACUUCAACAGGAGCAUGAUGUUCGAAUUAAAUUUCCACUUCGUUCUAACCGAUCGGAUAAUAGUAACAGCAAUGAUGGUGAAGAAGAUUUGGCGGAUAAUAAAGCCAAUAUUGUUACCAUAACUGGCCGUCGUGAAAACUGUGAAAAAGCUAAACAAGAAUUAUUGACAUUAGUACCUGUUUCGAUUGAGGUUAGCAUUCCUUUUGAAUUCCAUCGUUUCAUCAUUGGCCAAAAAGGUGUUGAAGUGCGUGAUCUUAUGGACAAAUUUAAUGUGAAUAUUCGUGUUCCACCACCGGCAGAAAAAUCGGAUAUCAUUAUUGUCACUGGAAAUCGAACAAAUGUUGAAAAUGCCCGAAAAGCACUGCAAGAAAGAUUGAUAAAGUUGGAAGAAGAAAAGGCCGAUAGAGAAGCUCGUAGCUAUCAGGUUACCGUACAAGUUGAUCCAAUUUAUCAUCCAAAAAUUAUUGGCAAACGUGGUGCUGUCAUUACAUCGAUUCGUAAAAAAUUUGAUGUUCAGAUUCAAGUACCGGAAGCAAAUAGAAAUAAUAAUAAUCAGAAUAAUGAUAAUCAAGAACAACAAUCAUCGCAUGUAAAUGAUACAAUAACGAUCAUUGGUUAUAAAGAGAAUGCUGAGAAAGCUAAAGAAAAAAUACUGGAAUUGAUUCAAGAGCUAAAAGAUAUGGUCACUGAAGAGUUGGAGAUCGAUAGUAGAAUACAUUCACGGUUGAUUGGAACGCGUGGAAAAACUAUCAAAAGUAUAAUGAGUCAAUUCAAAGUGGAUAUCCGAUUUCCUAAAGUGCAAAAUGGUGAAGAUCCAAAUGUGGUGACCAUUAGCGGAGCCUCAAACAAUGUUGAAGAAUGUAAACAACAUUUAUUAGAAUUGGCCAAUAAUUACCUUGAUGACAUUGAUGACCAAUAUCAAUUACCUGCUGAUCAUGAAUUUCGAUUAAAUUUCGAAGAUCUAUCUACAUCUGGUGUUGUGAAAGAAUCGAACAAAGGAUUUGUUGUACGCGGUGCUCCAUGGGAAAAAAAGACUGUUCGUGGUGGUGGUGAUAAUAAAAAUGAACAAUCGCCUGGAUCACGUCAAAAAUUCAUUGGUGGCCAUGGUGUUGAUACAUCAAGUGCUCAAGAUUUUCCUGCAUUUGGAGGCACAAAUAAUGAUUCGUCUAACAACGCAUCAAAAAUGAUUAACAACGAUACCAUGGAGAAUAGUGAUAAUUCACCUAUGAAUGGUGAUGUUACUUUGGUAGGCGAAAAAAAUGGUGAUACAAUAACUAGCAAUGAGCAACCUAUUGUUUGGGGUCCUAAACGAAAUUGAAUUCGAAAAAAAAAUAAA
Messenger RNA from Dermatophagoides pteronyssinus (European house dust mite), 4304 nucleotides. RefSeq names its product satellite-binding protein 1 Dp1 (gene Dp1). NCBI's taxonomy places the organism in Eukaryota, Metazoa, Arthropoda, Arachnida, Sarcoptiformes, Pyroglyphidae. The record is from RefSeq and is a predicted model, not a curated record. Gene Ontology annotation, molecular function: mRNA binding.